Hylaeus anthracinus is the source of this 9685-nucleotide messenger RNA. RefSeq lists its product as uncharacterized. The transcript has 9 exons. Bases 749 to 7480 code for a protein of 2243 amino acids. Lineage: Eukaryota; Metazoa; Arthropoda; Insecta; Hymenoptera; Colletidae. The record is from RefSeq and is a predicted model, not a curated record.
GCGCUCGCUCGUCCGCCCGAUAGGCGAACGCGUCACCGAGCGACCGUGAGUAACAUAAAAUUCGACCAAAUAACCAACGGGGUUCAGUCAGCGCCGGAUUAAGAUUUUGUAGACCCCUGGGCUACAACACUUUAUCGCAAACGCUGUAUAGUGCUCCUAGUGCCGCGUUGCUGAGAAUUUUUGACGGUGGAUCGUUGCGUUUCGAUGGUAGUAUCGCGGAUGAUUUUCGUGUGGCGAGCGAGCACGAAUUGUACGUAAGGUGAACGUAUCUUGUACGUGGUUUCCCGUGGUGUUCGAAGGGGUUGAAUGGGGUUGAAUCGUCGGGUGAAAUAACGCGAAACGAAAUUAGCGCGAACGGACCAUGGACCUGGGAGAGGUCGCGUGUUCCGCCGUCAGGUGGCAGUAGCCUGAAAACAGUGGGACAGCGUACGAGAGACAGACACCCUGCAACGGGACUCUGUGUGUUUUUCACGGAAUUAUUUUUCGGAGUUUUCUCGCAAAAGCCACGCUUCUGGACGGCGAUUUUUCGGCCGAGAGGGCCGCAUCUAUCAACCCUGUUAUUCCGGCCGGCCGCUCAUCUACUCGCAUCCAAAGACGAAUUAUGUAGUUUUUCCACUCGGCGUACAGAGUCAAUUCGUUCCUGUCUCGCUUUUAAGAGGAAAGGGAACUUGACAAAUUAUCUUGAACGCUACCAUGGUAGUAGCGCAUACUCUUCGGUUGGUAAAUGGCUUGCAAUUUCAUGUAACGAAUGAAAUUGCAGGAGCCCAAUGUGGGUGGAAGUGAGAUGGCAUCCAGGGAAAAGAAACCCUUAGCGCCUUCCAAAGCAAAACAGAAGGCGACGAAUGAAUCUGGCUUGCCAUCAAAUGAAAUCAAAAGUAGAAAGGGCAAGUCUUUGACGAAUCUUAAACAACAGCAACUAGCACGUGAUAUUUUGGAGGCGGUGGCAACCGGCAGUCAGCUUCCUCCGAAAUUAGAGGCAAGCCUGCCACGCAAGAAAGUUCUCAGAAACCUCAAGCGCAAACAAAAGUUGAGAGUAGCGAAGGCUAAUCUUAUUAAAGCAAAGGUUACGAGGAAAGUAGCCAACAGAAAUUUGUGCAGAAUAACGUCUGACAUCAAGAAGGGCGUCAAAACGAAAAAAGUGAAGUUAUUAGAGGAAAACACGGCCGAUAAUAACGCGAGAAUUGUAGAGCAACGAGUAAACGAUACGGAUAGCGAAAAUACAGGGACGGAAAUAUAUAACAGAAGUGCCAAGAACAAUCUCAGGACCAAAAAAACCAAGCUUGUAACAAAAAGUAGCGGGGAAGUAGAAAACGAAGACAAAGACACGGACUCUAUCGCUGGAUCCAGUACCAAGAGCAGUCCAAAAUUGAACAGAAAAGGGAAAAAUUCCGAGAGUCUGGACUCUUUGUCUAAAAGCGUUAAAUCGACCAAGAUAUCGGGAUUUAAAAGGAACAAUAUCAAGGAGAAGGAUAGCUUCACCAAAAAUACGGAAGGGGAUAUCAAGUGUGUGAAAGGUAAAAAGAGUAAUAGCAAAGAUAUAGAUUACGCUAGCGCAAAGGCAUCCACGAUUGACACAAAAUUUUCGAAAUCGCUUCUGGAUGCAAAGAGUUCUAUAGAUCUUACCAUAGACGAAGUUAUAGCUUCGAUGUUGAGCGAUUCGGAAAUAGAUAGCCAACAAGGAAUAACGGAAAAAACCGAAGGAAAAAUCAGGAGAAGUAGAAAAAUGCUGGUAGAAGAAAACAUAAUUUUGGAUGAAAUUAAAAAAGAACCAGACACUGACGACGCCAAAAUUAUAUCCGAUGGUGAGAGCUUCGAAACCGAAUCCUUCCAAAGCAUCAUACAGUUGAGGAAGAGAUCCAGUACGUCGGUUGGUCAAAGAAGUUUACGAAAUGGAAAGUUGCGGCAGUCGGAUUCUGUUAUUUCCACAGACUUGGAUCCUAAGAAACGUCGAAGGUUAAACUCGGAUGACCCUGUUAGUUCAGAAAUUUCAGGAGAUAACAACGCGGAUAGUAGUAUAGACACGGAAUCUUGUUUUUCCGAAUCUAGCGGUAACGAUCCUCAAAUAGUUAUGGUAACAGCCAAAGAUGAGGCUUGCUUGAAGAAGGAUAUUCUGAAAAAUUGCGAGGAUAGUUCUCAAAAUGGUUCUGAAACAGAAAACAAUAAUAACAGUGAUCGAGUAGAUAGGGCUAGCGAAGUAGGACCCACUCUACGCUCAAAAACUAAAGCCAAAAGUACAGAAAUCGAAAUAAAAACUGACAAUAUCAAAGUUGAUUAUACAAGAAUAGCACCUAAGAAUACAGAGUUACAGGAAGAGAUAAAGAAAGUAAGCAAUUUAGAUCAAGUUAGAAAAGAUAAUAUUUUAGCAAAAUUUGCAGACAAGUCCAAGAGUCGUAGGAGUAGCUUAAACAUAGAUAUGAAGAAGACGGUAAGUCCGUUUUAUAGUACAGACAAAUCGGAUGGCAGUCCAAAAUCUCAAAUAGAUCAAAUGAUAGAAAAUAUCAAACUCACGAUCGCCAAGUCCAUCGAAAGUAAAAUGUUUGCUACAGAGAAGGGACUCGGAUUAAGUAAAAACUUUGAAGUACCAAAAAUCGAAGAAAUAAUAGCACCCUUAAGCGCAGAGUCCCAGAAAUUGGGUUUGGAAGAAAAUCCAGACGAGGACAAGUCUACUAUUUCCAAAAAUGAGAUCAAAUCGGACAAUUCAGAAGAUUCGGUACCAAAAGUGGCCGACACUGCCAAAGAAAUUGAGAAACUAGUCAUGGGCGAUAUCGAACCAGCGGAAACUCAUUCUCAAAAUAUUCAAGAAAGCGAAUCUCUCGAUGCCGAUGGAAGUGAUAUUGUACAUAACGCUUCCGAAUCUGUUCACGUGGAGAAUAGCGAAAACAAUUGUCGCAAAUCUGUGGAACAGCAGGAAGAACCAAGCGAAUCUUCUACCUCGACAGAGGUGUCCGAGAAAUAUUCAGAUCAAGUAACCGAUGAUCAAAUUAAAAUAACAGACGACAGUAAAAAAGGAGUGGCUGUUAGAAAAUCCCCAAGAAUAAUUGACAAAAAUUCUCCGGAAAAUGUAAACAGCGAGACUGCGAAAAAAGUGAAUAGGGUAUCGAAUAAAACAGUUCAGAAGUCUGACAAUUGUGAAGAAUCUCCUCAAGAUGUUGCAAAUAACUCUUUAUGUUUGCAAGAAGAUGCAAAUAACUCUUUAUCUCUGCAAGAAGAUGCAAAUAAAUCUGUACCUCUGCAAGAAGAUACAAAUAAAUCUGCUUUUAAUGAUACAGUUUCGAAUGUCGAACCCCUUAGAAAUGAAUCGACCAAGAUUGCACCGGGACCUUUGAUCGACGAUGCAGAAACUGGAUCCCAGCAGAUUAACGAAAGGCUCGUCAAAGAAGAAGUAAAGACAAAUGAAGCUACCGAAAGCGAAACCGUGGUUCCUUUAAAUAGUUUUGCAGAUUCUGAAGAAGCAGAAACGUUAGAAAGUAUUUCAAAAGAAGUAGAGAGAUUAGUAGCGGAAAGUCAAUUGUGUAAUCAGUUACAAAAUGUUGCAAAAGGUGUGCAAGACGAGCGAGAAUCGAGUAUUACGAAUGUAACAGAAUUCUCACUGUCUCUGAGCGAAUCAACCGCAAUACCAGACGACGGCAACGUACAAGAAGCAACGGUCGACGAAGUAAACGUUGAGCAGGACACAAGUAAUAUGGAAGACAUACCUCGGACAUUAGAAAAGCCCAAAGAAAACGAACAUGGUACUCUGCAAUCUGUGCUACAUACAAAACAAGAUAGCAGUAACUGUUACGCAUCGGUUACCUCUAACUCGAACACAGAUUCUAACGCUAGUGAUACCUGUAAUUCCAUCGAAGACAACCCAAAAGAUACCGAAGAUACCAACAAAGAUAAUACAUGCAAAGAGAAUAGAACCUGUAACGUUGCUAUAGGUGUUAAAAGUUUCGAGUCCGAUGAGCAGAAAGUAGUUUCGAAGAAAGAUUCGGAACACGGUCAGUCCACGGCGACGGAGGAGGCUGAAAAAGAAAGCGACAAAUUACCAACCGACGUUGCAACGAUGGAAGACCAAAAGUCUGCGGCCGAGGACAAGAAGAGGGUGCUGAGGGCUCGAGAGAAAUCGAGAAAAUCAGAGAAACGACAAACGUCUUCUAGCAGGGAACGAAGCGACGGUACGACGAAUGUUAAAACCGAGGAAGAAGUUGAAAAGGUGCAGAAUAUCGCGAGAGAUGUGCAAGAACUACAGGAGGAAAAGGCUGACGCUGUAGUGAAAACAGAGGACACGGAUGACGCUCAAAACGAAUUGGAAUCGAAUGGGUCCGAGCCUCAGGUUCGGCCGAGACGCAGCAGGGAGACGAAGAAGCGCAAGGAGGAUCAGCUGACUGCGUUGAAGAACAGACGAUCGAAGGUUCGGAGAUCCGACCAGCAAAACAAGGAAGAGACCCUGCUGGACGACGAGGUAGCCACGAUAAACGAAAACAAUCGAUCGUUCCUGAGUAAGUAUGAAAACGGGUCGGAAUGUACGACGAAUUUCCGUGGUUUUUCCGAGGGUGGCAGAGGCAGCCUCGAUAAACAUCAGGAAGCAGCGGACAACGCUCGAAGCAAGUCGGAGAACGACUUGGUCAUCGGAAGGAAACCUGGAAAACCUAACUGCGAGAACAGGCUAUCCGUGAACCUCUCGACGAAUCACAUGGCCAAGCAAACGGAGAAUAUCAACAUACUGGAAGCGGAAUGUAAACCUGUAAAGACACCGGAGACGUCGCAAAAGGACUCCGACGAAACGUCCAUGUCAGGCGAGUCGUCCAGCAGCGUGAACAUCACCCCAAAGAUCUUGGAAACACCAGAGGACAAGGUUAAGAAAGAGUCCAUCUUGAGAUUGCUAGGAUUGGAGUCGUUGGAGAAGGCUGCCGAGCGACUGAGCCAUCAGAAAGCGAAGAAGGAACAGUACACGGGCACUCUGAAGACCGUGAUCAGGGUACAGAAGGAUAAGGAUAAGGACAAGAGGCGGUCGAGGUCCCCUUUGAAGAUGGUGCUGAAGCAAGGCCGCGGAGACGGGGAGGGCGAUUCACCCGAGUUUUACACCAUUCAAAAGGAGUUUGGAACCAGUGGUUUGGGAGAUAGCAGCUCUGGUGCGAACCGAAAGUUCUCUACUAACCACAGACACUCUUGCGACGAGGAUAACGAAGAUGCCGUGCCAAAGGAUCGCCAGUCGCUCGUUAUUCCAGAAAAGUCCUCCUCGUUCUCCAUUCAUCCAGGACGUUUGUGCGCCGACGUCUGUUGCUACUGUUUCGGGAAGUUUGGCUCUCUGGACACGCCCAUGCAUCUGGCACAGAUGAAGUCCGAUGAAAGACGCAAAAAGAUCUUGAAUAUCGAAAGACACCUUACCAAGGACUCGUGUUUAUGUGAUGCUUGCUAUCGUCAUGUGGACAGAAAGGCAAAUACAAGUCCAACAAACAUGCAAACGAAACCUCAGAAGCAACACCGGCAACUAAUGGUGUCGAAAUGCUCGGCUCGCGAAUGUAGGGACGCUGCGCGACAUCACGUUAAGCGACGAUGGUUGCUCAAGAUAAAAGCUGGCCUGCAAAAACAGGUGGACAUCGAUUGGGAGUCGAGUCAACACACGUCGAUGUCGUUUUGUGUCAGUCAUUACUCAAAGAUAGAACGAUUCUUGACCUGCGCGCUCUGCAAACGUCGUCUGGCGAGGAACUAUACUCAUCAGCUGGCGAACGCGGAAACCGACGACUUGAACCACUUACUCGGCCAGCAAGGGAUUCCCGUUGCUCUGGCUGCCGGUACCUUCGUCUGCAAGCUGUGUCGUUACUUCACCCAGCUGCAAUUGAAAUACAAGGAUGUCGAGAACAUGAACACGAGUCACAGGUCCUUCUUCAAGAAUUAUCGGAAAAGAAUCUUACACUAUCACGACAUCGAAGUUCUGGACAACGAUGAUGGCGACACCCCGCAGAUUCAGUCCAAGGACAAGGAUAAGCGGAAAAAGAGUAGCAAGUGUCCCCCUCAGCCGAAAGCGGUAACCGUAUCCAAGUCUCCGGAUGGUACGACGACUGCCUCGGAGAAGUCGACGCCAGAACCAAGUAAAAACGAGGGUACCAAUGGCGAUACAGAGACCGAGAACCGAGCUACGAAGGGAAACUCGAACUCCAACUCGACGGACGAGACCGUCCCCACGGACGUGCAGUUCCUCGGUAUCGAGAGCACGGUGGAGAAGCUAAAGAAACGGAAGAUGCUGGAGAUGCACCCGUACACUGGUUCGGAUACGACGAUAACCUGCGAGGGCCCCAGCGAAGUCGUCGAAAUUCUUGCGAUGGACAAGGAGGUGACCCUGACCAGACUGCCAAAGAGACCAAGGACCAACAACGACAUAACGCCCGUGGUCCAACGACUCGGCGCCAAUCCCUCGAUAAGCGUGCGCACUUUGUUCCCCGGCGAGGAGGAGAUGAAUCUCCACGCCAGCAUCGAGUUCACGAACGUGCGAGAGAUCACGCCACAGGGCUGGGAGAAGUGUGCCACGAUGAUACAGUACGACAGGGACACGAAGCAUCUCUGGCAAGAGCUGCAGAGACCCUACGGUAACCAGAGCUCUUUUCUCAGACACCUGAUACUUUUAGAGAAAUAUUACAGGUCCGGGGACUUGAUACUCGCGCCAAACGCAUCGCGAAACGCGAUCAACUACUCUACAUCCGUACAGAACAGACUGAUAUCCUACGAAGGCCCUGAAAAGAUGGACGAGCCAAUCAUGGAGCCUAUAGCCUCCGAAUACAACAACUCUCGCCGACUCAGCGGCGGCUACGUGCUCGAGAGGGACAGACUGUCCCUUCCUGGCACGAGCGCGAGCACGACAAAGGCCCUGCCCACUUCUGGCGCGCAACAGUCAUCAAAAGGCAGCCCGUCGCGCGUCCUCAAGCUCAAUCCUGGUGUAUCCAUAAUCAAGAAACCACCUCCCAACCUGCAACGAUUGAACCUACCGUCCACCAGUACCGCUACCGCGAACGGCAACGUGAAAAGAAAGGAGGGCCAGAGAAUCCCCGUGACAUCGGGUGGAAAGGUGUUUCAGCUCAGCGAGCCAGACUUCAAGCGUCUGCAAACUCUGAAGAAGCAGAAGCAACAACUUUCGGAGAAACAGUCGAGCAUGAGUCCCGUCGGUUCGGGAGGCUCGAACUCUUCGCCGCCCAAUUCCAAGUCCACCACGCAGUACCAGAAGGCGCAGCAACUAGCUGCUCACACACAGUUCCAAAAACAUCUGAGGAUGCAGCAGGAGAUGCUGAACAGACAAACCAGAGGCGAUUUCGAGCCCCUAAUUUGCGACGUGCGCACGUUGACCAACGAAAACACUCCCACGCAGAAUCUGCUGCACAACUUGAAUCUGCCCAAGUCGAUACAGGUGACUACCAAGGCGGCUGGCCAGAUACCGAUACUGCCGAAAAUCCCCAAAUCGUUGACGGUGAUACCCCAGACGGUCACCAGACCUACCGACAAAUGAAACGGACCGAGAGAAACGGAGGGAUAGUAAGUAGUUAGACGUUACGAUUCUUUUAGACGAGAGAAGAGUACAUGGGGGUGGCGUGUUCACGGAAAGGUUCGGCUGAUCGAGCAAAACGAGGCACAAUUUUUUGCUGCUCGCUAAUGCCGGCUCGAGGGGAUCGCCAAACGGAGUAAACGUGACAAUAUCUGCCUUAUUCGGUGCGCACGUUGAUCACGAGCUAGCGCUCAAAACGGUACGACGCGCGCGUGCGCUCUGUGUCGAAUUAUCGAUCGUGAUCAAAUCUGUGCGUGCGCACGAUACAUAGAUAGAAAUAUAUAAGUAACUAAACGGAAACGGCUAGAGAUACUUGGAUACUAACGAUUAUACACUAACCAACCAAAGCAUCAACGUGUGAGAAUUAGAAAACGACGUGAAAACACAUGGAAGAUACCUGUUUCCGAUGGAAAAGUGCCUAAAAGUGAGACCCGCGAACAAAGUCGUUAGUUUUUUAAUGACAGAGAGUAUAGCAUCGAACGGACUCGGGACAGUAUAUAUGUAUGCAUAGGUGAAUAUAUUAACAAAAUGAAAAUACACAAAACAUAUAACCGUCUCAACGUGAAAGAAGAGACGAAGCGGGGAAUCCUGUGCGAAAGUUUGGAGUUAUCGAGAGCACCGAGUCUCCAGGCCCUUUUGUUCCUCGUUCGAUACGAGUUCUUGUGACGAUCGCUCGAGAAAGGGUCGAACGAAUAUUAUAUAUAUAUAUAUAUAUAAUUCCCACGAGUGACAAAGUUAAUUUGCCUUGCUCUUUAUCGGUACUCUGUUCAUUGCUAGACAUAUCGUUGUUCUACGUUCUUCGAGAGAUACAGAAAAUGGGACAAUCGCGCAUGGCCGCUCGAAGAACGAUCAAGUAAUCGGUAGUUCGUUCCUUGUUCGCGUCCAACGGGGAAAGAGUCGAGCAUACCCGCGACACCUGACGUCAAUAUAUUCUAUUGCAAGGCGCACCGUCUGGCUUUUUCGACCGACCGAAAUGUUCCCGUUGUUAUUCAUCGGUAUACAGUACAAUCCAUUGUAGACAAGAUACGUUGUUUAUCAAACGAACGGAUGCUUAGAGCAACGUUGCAUAUUUGUUACUAUUCCAUUCCGAGAUGAUUACGCGUUGACAGUACCAAGAGAGAAAUAGAAGGAUAAGCAACGCCACUGAUGAAUCGCGUUGCAACGACGCUGGCUCAAUCAAUUGUAGCGUCUGUGCACGUUGGCGAUAGUAUUUUUACGAUGACACGCUCACUGAUAAGCGGACGUUUUCAUAUGUCUUUCGGGUGCAGUCAUCUCGGAACAGAAUGGUUAGGUAAAUGAUUAGGCAAAUCUUCCAGGAUGCAUGAAACAUUAACAACUGACCCGUCUUACGGAACCUCGUGUAACGUUGUUUCGCACAAAAUAUAGGAAACAAAAAUAAUGCUAUUCGUAAUUUUAUUUAUUUGAGUUGGUAAUAGUAACACGCAACGUUGUUCUAGCCGACUGUUACAACUGUUACUACGAUAAAUAACAAAUUUUGUUUGAAUUUCGAGGUCAUCGACGUGUAACGCAAUGUUGUGACCUAUACAUUUUACUAACUGAUGAACUUUAUUUAUAUUUAGAAAUGAUUUAUUUACUGCAUUUGAAAAUGCAAGCAAGUUAACUCAUUGGGCCGGCAUGCGUAAGAAUAACGAUCGAUUCUAUAGACCGAUACCAUAUACCCUAGGUAUUUAAUUUAGUUUCGUAAAGAGAAGGUGGCAUUUAAUACCAUUCAUUACUCCUAUCACACGCUUGUGUAAAUUAAAAGUUAAUUUCUUAAAAAUUACUAGAGAACAGUGUUUCGUACUGUAAAAUGUAUAAAAAUUAAGUUGACUAGAAAUCGAAAUAGAAAACAAUGAAUUAAAUCGUGUAAUCAGGCUCGCUAUUCCAGCCCAGGGGGUUAACGACGAUGAUUUUUAACAUCGUCUGACCUAAAAUGAACAUCGUUUACAAACAAAUGUAGAUUUGUCUAAAAUGAAGUUUUUUGUUAACGCAUCGCACACGGUCGAUUAUAUUUUUUUCUUACAAGGAAUAUUAGCGACGCGUGCCCUUCCCCCGCACUCCGUAUUGUGAUGAAACUCCAGUUAAAGGGGGAAUUCCCGUUUUCCGGGUCUAAUUUUUCGAACGUUUUUGGGAAUUUUUGUAAGAUAAACCAUAAAACAUACAAGGUUA